Molecule: messenger RNA, 792 nt
Organism: Agrilus planipennis (emerald ash borer)
Lineage: Eukaryota; Metazoa; Arthropoda; Insecta; Coleoptera; Buprestidae
Product: cuticle protein 21-like
Exons: 2
Coding region: 71-787 (238 amino acids)
Cellular component (GO): extracellular matrix
Source: RefSeq, a predicted model, not a curated record
AUGAAAUGUUCUAGUUCACUUAAUAUUAUAAAAGCACUCAAUUGCACAAAACACCAUAAGCUAUUGAUACAUGGUAUUGAUCACAGUGCAUCAUUACGUGCCCGUUAUGAACAUUGUAACACAGAUUAUUUUAUUUGCCUACGUAUGGACUGUAGCAACUGCUGGUGUUCAACAAGCUCCCGCCGUUUCUUACAGCUACAUAUCACAUCCAAGUGACCACGUCCAACACUAUGUGCCACAAGUGAUAAAGAAAACAGUUUCACCAUUCCUGUACACCGCACCUGUUGAAAGACCAUCUUACGUGAGUCAUUCUCCCACAAUAAUCCACCACCAAUCGCCCACGUAUCAAAUCCAUAAGAUUCAGGAGCCCGCUUUGAUUCCCAAAGUUGCUUUUCCAACUAUUUACACUCAGCCGGUCCACGUCCCGACUAUUCGCAAGGAAAUUAGAGUCGCUCCUGUACAAUUACCCCCAAUUCAUAGAACUAUACAAAUUGAGAAUGAGCAGGACGUCCCGGCCCAUUAUGAAUUUGGUUACUCGGUUGAAGACCAUCACACUGGUGAUAUAAAGAAGCAGCAGGAGAUUAGAAAUGGUCACGUCGUGCAGGGAAGUUACUCGCUUAUUGAUCCUGAUGGUUUUAAGAGGGUGGUCCAAUAUGCCGCCGAUGACCACAAAGGGUUCACUGCUGUGGUACACAGAGAACCCAUUGGGAAGGUUAUUACGAAAGUGGCAGCCCCACCGUCAGCCCCUACUCUAGUUAAAGUACCCCUAUAUAGAGAUUUCUACUAAGGAAU